GUGAUUGAGAAGCGUUCUCGGUGGUAGCACGUGUGCGUAAAAAAGAUCGAUUUUCGGUUACGGUACGGUAGAAGAGAAGCGUUACAGUUGGUCGCACCGUAGAUCGUAAUAAUGUGGUACCUGUUGCUGUUGCCGAUCGCACUGGUAGUCCUGCUGGCCGUCGAUCUGUACCGGCGCAAUGCCCGGGCACUGGAAGUGGCCCAGCAGUACUCGGGACCGCCGGCACUGCCGAUUAUCGGCAACGGGCUGUGGUUCGUGAAUAAAACGACCGUUGACUUCGUGAAUCUCAUCCAAAAACUGACCGACGACUACGGCGACGUGGUUCGCUUCUGGAUGGGUCCUCAGUUCACCAUCUACACCGGAAAUCCCAAGUGGAUUGAGGCGAUCCUUACGAACCGCAACCUAACGAACAAAUCCGACGAGUACGGGUUCCUGUCCAACUGGCUGGGCGAUGGACUGCUCCUUAGCAAACGACACAAGUGGCACGCCCGACGGAAGAUCAUCACUCCGGCGUUCCACUUCAAGAUUCUGGAACAAUUUGUGGAGGUGUUUGACCGAAACGCUGCUGAGUUGGUUGACGUUCUGGGCAAGUUCGCUGCGAACGGACAGACCUUUGACGUGUUUCCGUACAUUCUGCUGUACACGUUGGACGUGAUCUGCGAAACGGCGAUGGGAACGUCCGUCGAUGCCAUGCGGAACUCCGACUCGGAGUACGUGAAGGCGGUCAAAGAAGCGGCCAGUAUCUCGAUCACCCGAAUGUACGACGUUUACAUGCGGACUCCGCUGUUCUAUCUGACCCCUGGCUACCAGAAGCUGCGAAAAGCAAUCAAAAUGCUGCACGCCUACACCGACAACGUGAUCGUGUCCCGUCGGAAGCAGCUGGAAGCGAGCUCGAACCAGUCCGCGGAAGUUGCCUCUGAAGAGCACGAGUAUGGUGGCAAGAAGAAGGAGGCCUUCCUGGACCUGCUGCUCAAGACCUCCAUCGAAGGACGACCCCUCACGAACCUGGAGAUUCGCGAAGAAGUGGACACCUUUAUGUUCGAAGGUCACGACACCACCACCUCCGGCGUCUCCUUCACCCUCUACAACCUGGCCAAAUACCCGGCCAUUCAGCAGAAAGUUCACGACGAAAUCAUCGCCGUCCUAGGCACCGACCCCCACAAACCCAUCACGAUGGCCACCCUCAACGAACUCACCUACCUGGAAAUGGUUAUCAAAGAAACGCUCCGCCUCUUCCCGUCGGUUCCCAUAAUUGGACGCAAAUGCGUCGAGGAGGUCACCAUCGAGGGCAAAACCGUCCCGGCCGGAACGAACAUCAUCAUCGGCAUCUACUACAUGGGCCGGGACGCAAACUACUACGACAACCCGCUCGAGUUCAUCCCCGAGCGGUUCGAGGGGGAAAAGUCCGUUGAGAAGUUCAACCCGUACAAAUACGUCCCGUUCAGCGCCGGACAGCGCAAUUGUAUUGGCCAAAAGUUCGCUCUCAACGAGGUGAAAAGUGUGAUAUCGAAGCUUUUGCGCCACUACGAAUUUGUACUGCCCGCGGACCAGAACCACGAACCGCCGGUGCUCUCGUCUGAGCUGAUUCUGAAGCCUCACCACGGAAUCCCGCUACAGAUCAAACCCCGAGCACCGUUGACCCACUGAUGUGCACCAGUUCAAAGAUUCGAUAAUUAGCCGUACUUAAAACUAAGGAACGAGAUUGAAUGAAAUGUGAUAUGUUUUUGCUGGAACCAAACAUUGUAAACAAAGUUAAGCUGUUUUAACCUCUGAUUUUCUGAGUCAGAUGCUCCAAAGAAACUACGACGACGUAAUAAAAGAUGUUUUCUUAAAUAAUGA
This is a messenger RNA of Culex pipiens pallens (northern house mosquito), 1839 nucleotides long. RefSeq names its product cytochrome P450 4d1. Gene Ontology annotation, molecular function: heme binding; monooxygenase activity; iron ion binding. The record is from RefSeq and is a predicted model, not a curated record. NCBI's taxonomy places the organism in Eukaryota, Metazoa, Arthropoda, Insecta, Diptera, Culicidae. Bases 112 to 1647 code for a protein of 511 amino acids. The transcript has 4 exons.